AUGAUCUCAUUCACAACUUUCAUCCUUACUCUCUUGGCUCUCUUCAGCCUCUCCCUCUCUGCUCCUAUGCGCAGGGAUGUUUUCGUCCCUCCGAUCAUUUACCCAAAAGCUGGCGUGGUCUGGAUAGCUGGUCAUCAUCACAAUGUUACCUGGGAGACCGAUGAUGCACCCGUAAGCAUCACCAACGGGAUCGGCAGGGUAUAUCUAGCCAACAACACCAUCAUUGAUCUGGACCAUCCUUUGGCAAUCGGCUUCGACAUCUUGGAUGGUCGUGUUUCCAUUCAAGUACCGUCUGUGCCUACAGGUCAGAAUUACUCGCUUGUCCUUUUCGGUGACUCGGGUAAUUACAGCCCACAAUUCACCAUCAUCGGCCUUUAA
Molecule: messenger RNA, 378 nt
Organism: Suillus plorans
Lineage: Eukaryota; Fungi; Basidiomycota; Agaricomycetes; Boletales; Suillaceae
Exons: 4
Coding region: 1-378 (125 amino acids)
Source: RefSeq, a predicted model, not a curated record